AUGGUGAAAGACUCGGUGGAUUUAGCCAGGAGAGCCUUUAACACAGGACUGUCCAAAGUCCUGCAGUACAGAGUUCAGCAUCUGCGAGCUUUACUGCAACUCAUCACUGAACGCCAGGCAGAUAUCAUAGCAGCUCUCCAACUGGACCUGCACAAGAGUGAGUUUGACACGUCGCUUUUCGAGCUCAUUGGUCUUGAGAAUGAAAUCAAGCUGGCACUGAGGGAACUGAGUGACUGGAUGCGUCCUGAGCCUGUGCGGAAGAAUCUCCUUACCCUGAUGGAUGAUGUGUAUAUUAAAUCCGAACCUUUGGGUGUGGUGCUGAUCAUCGGAGCCUGGAAUUACCCUUGGGCUCUUACCUUGGGGCCUCUCAUUGGAGCUAUUGCAGCAGGUAAUGCUGCUAUAGUGAAGCCUUCAGAACUGAGCAAGAACUCAGCCAGUCUACUGAAAGAACUGCUUCCUCAGUAUUUAGAUAAGGAGAUGUACCAAGUAGUGACUGGAGGAAUUCCAGAAACCCAGGAGCUGCUGAAGCAGCGUUUUGACCACAUCUUCUACACGGGAAGCAGCACAGUGGGAAAACUGGUUAUGGAAGCAGCUGCCCAGCACCUCACACCAGUCACUCUUGAGCUGGGAGGAAAAAGUCCCUGUUACAUCGAUCAGAACUGUGACAUUGCAGUUGCUUGCCGUCGAAUCACCUGGGGAAAGUUUGCUAAUUGUGGCCAGACGUGCAUUGCACCAGACUACAUCCUCUGCCAUCCCAGUAUCCAGAACAGCGUGAUUGAAGAGAUCCGUCAAACGUUACUGGAGUUCUACAAGGAGGACCCUAAAACAUCUCCAGAUUAUGGUCGCAUCAUCAACCAAAAUCACUUCGAUCGUGUGCUGGCUCUGAUGGAAGGAUGCAGUGUGGCUGUGGGGGGCGAUAGUGAUAAAUCACAGUGUUACAUUGCCCCUACUGUUCUGAAGGACGUUUCGCCCCAUGCCAGGAUAAUGCAGGAGGAAAUCUUUGGACCCGUGUUGCCAAUAGUAGCCGUUAGUGACAUCAGUGAGGCCAUUCAAUUCAUCAAUGAGAGAGAGAAACCUUUGGCUCUUUAUGUUUUUUCUUCUGACAAGAAGGUGAUCAAGCGAAUGCUAAAUCAGACGACCAGUGGAGGAGUGGUGGUUAAUGAUGUCAUAAUGCACUAUACAGUCAAUUCUUUACCCUUUGGAGGAGUAGGAAAAAGUGGAAUGGGCAGAUACCACGGCAAACACAGCUUCGAUCAGCUCAGUCACAAGCGCGCCUGCCUCGUCAAGUCUUUGGCGAUGGAGAGUCUGAACAAACCACGUUAUCCUCCACUGACGGCGUCCCGUCUCCGACAGGCCAGGUUCUUCCUUCUGAGUCGCUGUUGCAGCUGUAAACAUCUCUUGUGCAUCUGGGCCAUAACUGCUUCAGUUCUGGCUUUGGGUCUGCUUAUUGCGUUACUUGUCAACCUGUUUAAAGUUGACCAUCAAUUUACCUAAUUUUCACCUUGGAGUAAUUGUUUCUGAACAAUACGUUAAUAUUAGAACUCAGCCAGGAGGUGGCGUCAUUUCGCUACAAUAAAAUGCUUUAGUUUUAAUCUCAAUACACUAUUGGCUUAAAUCACUUAAUAUUCCCUAAUAACAUUUAGGGAACAUUUACGUCUAACAUUUUGCCACAGUUGAAGACAUUUACAUACACUUGGUCAGUUGUAAUCCAAGGUCCAUUUAAAACCUGUGUUAAACGGCCCUUAGUUGAACAUUACAUGACAUUGGUCUAGAGCAGUGUUUCUCAGCAUUUUUUCAGUCACGGCACCCUUUAAAAGUAUUCAAAAUCUCAAGUCACCCCAGUCUAAAAUGUAUUAAAAAACUUACACUCUGCCUCCCUCAGACUGCUAACACACAAAAACACUACAGGGAAGAGACGUACUGUGGUUGCAUUGCAUUAAGUUUCAGAAAAAUCCUCACUUGUGCAGAGAUGUGCCUGUGUUUGUUUCUGCUUUAAAACAAGCACCAUGAACCAAUCAGAUUUAACAUCAUUAAACAAGUUUAUAGUUUAUUUCUCAAUUAUUUGUCAUUAUACCACUAGCACUGCUCAUUGUCUGCAUGGUUUCUCUGUAGCUCGGUUAUGGCUCUCAAACUUAAACUCAAAAGAAGCUUUAUUGGCAUGACAAAUAAGGACAUUCGUAUUGCCAAAGCAAGUUGGAGAGAAAUAAUAAAAAUAACAAUAAGAAUGAACAAAUACAUACAAAACAGUUACAUGUGCAAAAAUAUAAAAUAGAAUAAAAUAUUAAUAA
Molecule: messenger RNA, 2288 nt
Organism: Trichomycterus rosablanca
Lineage: Eukaryota; Metazoa; Chordata; Actinopteri; Siluriformes; Trichomycteridae
Product: aldehyde dehydrogenase family 3 member A2-like
Exons: 9
Coding region: 1-1494 (497 amino acids)
Biological process (GO): aldehyde metabolic process
Cellular component (GO): cytoplasm
Molecular function (GO): aldehyde dehydrogenase (NAD+) activity; 3-chloroallyl aldehyde dehydrogenase activity
Source: RefSeq, a predicted model, not a curated record